GCUAGAGCUCAAAUCUAUACAGCCAGUUUAUUAUUUAAAAAAAAAAAAUUAAGAUUGACUUUGACAUCCAUCUCUACUCAAAAAAGGUUGAGUUGAGCAUCCAUUUCGAAAGUUUGUCGGAUACUGCAAUGACUAUGAUCGUGAUAUGAGAAAAUGUUUAAAGGCAGAACGAAUCCAACGACAAAGUGCUAACAAUGCAGAAGCAAUAAGAAAACACGCAGAAAUUCGCGCAAGGAUAUAUGCAAAUCAACAAAGCUAGUUUUUUUUUCUCUAUUAGCUACAUAAAUCAUUUUCUACAAUGGAGUAUAACAUCUUAGACUCAAUAGACCUCAAUGACCCAGCCAUCUAUAAAUCAUUCACAGAGAGAUACUUCAGUAAAAGAUACUUAUUGAAUGUGAACGGUAUUAAAAACAAUGACAUUAUGUUAAUGUUUCACUCAAACAGGAUAACUUUAAUCUGUCUCGCCCCAAGCCACUUCUUUUUUAAGAAAAAUGACAAUUAUACUUUGAAUUUUAAUAUAGGCAAAGUUGAUCGGCUAAGUAACCAAGUGAAGGGUAAAGGGAAAAAGGGUGGGCAGGCACUUUUUCCUGAUUCAGCCAUUUGCAAAGUUGAAUGGGGUGAUAAAACUGCCUUCACAAUUCCUUGUGGUAUGAGAGGCACUCUAGUAGAAAUAAAUGAAAAGUUAGUUAAGUAUCCACAGCUUUUGAAAGAAUCGCCUGACUCGGAUGGGUUCAUUGCUAUCAUGUUAUCCAGUAUUGCAAUUACCGAUGCUACAAAGAAAGAAUUAAUAACACACGAAGAGUAUUUGAAAAUUGUUAAUGUGUGAUAUUAUGUUUGUUAGAUUAGAAUAGAAAAAAUAAAUGACUUUUUAUU
Molecule: messenger RNA, 873 nt
Organism: Pararge aegeria (speckled wood butterfly)
Lineage: Eukaryota; Metazoa; Arthropoda; Insecta; Lepidoptera; Nymphalidae
Product: protein Abitram
Exons: 2
Coding region: 299-826 (175 amino acids)
Biological process (GO): dendrite morphogenesis; regulation of filopodium assembly; regulation of actin filament polymerization
Cellular component (GO): lamellipodium; dendrite; nucleus
Molecular function (GO): actin filament binding; actin monomer binding
Source: RefSeq, a predicted model, not a curated record